Molecule: messenger RNA, 2826 nt
Organism: Dufourea novaeangliae
Lineage: Eukaryota; Metazoa; Arthropoda; Insecta; Hymenoptera; Halictidae
Gene: pigeon
Product: protein pigeon
Exons: 10
Coding region: 1-2826 (941 amino acids)
Biological process (GO): positive regulation of amyloid-beta formation
Cellular component (GO): trans-Golgi network
Source: RefSeq, a predicted model, not a curated record
AUGAUAGAAAAUCUCGCUGCCAAGUUAUGUUUACUUUUACCGGAAAACGCGCAGUCAGCGGAACAAUGGAAAUUGUUGGGACAAGAAAAAGACGGAUCUCUGUUAGUUGGAUGGAUAGAGGAAACAGUAGAGAACAAUGUAUCCUCAUCAUAUACCGUUGUAGGCCACUACGACCGGAUUAAUGAUAAAUUGCAGGUGUUACACCGAUUCUCUGAAGUAUUCAACAUAGUACAAGCAACAAUAAAUCAAAGUCGUAAUGUUUUUGGGUAUGUGACCAAACAGAAAGUUUGUAUAGACAAAGAUACAGAAUGUAUGGAUGAGGUACAUGAAAGUAUAUCAGCUGAGGUAGAAAUGUACGAAGCAUAUGUGGCAGAAUUACAAGAAAAUGAGGUAAAAAUACAUAAUCUAGAUACGAAACGGUCUAGACAAGUACGCAUACAAUUUCUGUACAGAGAAAAGGAUGAUGAGCAGAUGGACAAAUUUCUGUUACUAAUUCAUCAAGAGUGCAUCAUAAUAUAUACUACAUUAUUUGAUGCAUCUGGAUCUGAUUUUCGAACAGUAAAAGAGUUGAAAUCUGAACCAUUAGUAAAAUCAUUUAUUUGGGCUCAAUGGGAUAUGAUCAAUCAGGUUUUAUAUCAUAUACAUCAUCGACGAAUUCCCGUGAGCGUAGUUUCCGAAGAUGAAGAAGAGAAGCAGAAUAAAUCUACGCGAACCAACCCGACACUCAGUGGUCUCCAAUUUCACGAUGAUUUGCCACACGAGACAGUACUGAACAUACCGUUGAACCUGCCUCAAUUGUCAACUUCAUCCAACUGUGGGACAUACGAGGACGAUGUAAUACCUUUAAGAGUUCACGAUUGUUCGUUAGAUCUUAUUGUGGUCUCUGACUCUAAAGGAAUGGUCUGUGUUUGCCACCAUUACUUGUAUCGUCCAGUAAAACCGCAGCAGCAUGUACUUAACUCAUUGAGCGAAUCUAAUACAGUGCACUUUGCAUACUCUGUAACGCUUCUUCAUCACAGCUGCGUGAUCCAUUGUGUUAUACCAGGUAUACCGUGGUCCCGAGCUAAGCUCAUAAGGCCAACGUUUGCGAUCUAUGAGCAUCAUUACAUGAUUGUCUUGGUGCAAGGUUUAUUCACUCAUCUUCUCGAGAUUGGAACGAAUCACGAGCCAUGUUGCCAUAUACUAUGUGGUCCCUUAACGACCAUACCAUCACGUUCUUCUUACUUGGUACCGUUGCUUGAAUUCGAGAGUAAUAAUAACAAAGGAGGCAAGAAGAAAUACGAUACAGCCUUUCAUGACGGAAACAACGCGUCUACAUAUCCUGUUACGAACAUACUAACUAUCGAUCUACCAACAUUAGAUUUAGUAGAACUAACCAUUCCCUCUGACUUCCUCGUUGAAGUGUACCGUAAAGAGACGUCGGCGGAAGUGCGGUUGGGAAUACUACAUUACUUUCUCUGUCAUAGAAAUGACAUGGAUAUCAUUUCCGAGUUAGUAUCCACGAUCGCAGAAAAACCAAGGUCAUUGGAAAUGGUACGAUAUAUGCAAGAAAUUCUUAUCGGUGGUUCUUAUUCCCUGGUACGGAAACAUUUGCUAGCAGACGCUGUGCCUCUGCUAGGAUUACUACCGGUUACAACUGUGGAAGAAUAUACGAGUUUCGAGAUCAAAGUGCAUGAUUUAAGUAUAACAUUGAGCCACGAGAAACUCUGGAACACGUCUGUUAUGUUGCUUUCACCCCAGCAGAGACUGAUCCCUUAUCGUAGUGAUUUGUGGAGUAGAUUGUGGGACCAACUCGGUAAAAAUAAUGGGGACAAGGCGAGAUUCAAGCCGAGCAAAGUUGCAAAGAAAUUGUUAGUUUCUUUGGCGUGUUACCAGCCCGAAGCACUGUCCAGAUCCAGUACUCCAAUGUCUCCAAGCGGAGGAUUGGUCGUGGCAACGGUAUCGCUUGGCGACAUAACAGGUGGUCGUAGUAAUAAACUACUGGACUCCAAUUUACCCUUCAACGAAACUGAAAGUUGUACAGCUUCGAAACAGGAACACGUUGUUUCGGUAAAUUUAAGGGAAUUAUCUAUGUAUCUAUUGAAACAUGGCACACAGACGUCUGUGACGCAUAUUCGAGGAUCCUGUACUCCACUACAUGUUCAUGCGAUGGCAACCAGACACGUUGCGGCACAAUUGGAAACAUCUAGAGCUCUUUGUCAAAUGCUUUGUCGAGCUGCAAGCGUCGAUCCACGUCUGGAACAGGAGCGUGGUUUCAUUCUGGUUGACCAGUUGGAUGAAGCAAGACGGUGGUUGUUGUUCAUAUUACUGGAACGGUAUAGGUGUGCAAUAGAAGGCAUAGCGUUUCCUGCCCCACAAGGAUUCACGUCGUUUUUUACAUACCUCGGAUACAGAACUCUGAAGUAUUCUAUGUUUUUACAGUACAUCCAACGUUCGGUAUUUGAGUUGCAAGUGGACGUCAGCAAAAUCAUUAUGGCUGAUAUCAGUGACACGAAGGAAAACGCCGUGCGUAAGUUAACAUUGUUAUCCUUGUUACCGAGAUCACGAGCUAAGAGACUCUUGAAUCAAUGGUUGCAUCCAGUGAGUUUCAUGAUACGAGCUCGCGAGCAUGCCGCUAAUAUAUUGUCCGGCGAAAUAUGCCAGAAUCGUGGUAGAACGUCGCAGCAUAAGAAUCAUCAUAAUGGUUUAGCUGCAUUUCCAUCUGCAGAUCGUUUAUCUCCAUUAGAUACCUUCCUCGAUUUACUUACAGCAAAAGCUAGUCUAGCCGAAUUAGACUUUGGUCUACUUAUAGAAGCUACCGUAACAUCUACAGAAGAUUUUUUAUAG